Molecule: messenger RNA, 935 nt
Organism: Phoenix dactylifera (date palm)
Lineage: Eukaryota; Viridiplantae; Streptophyta; Magnoliopsida; Arecales; Arecaceae
Product: germin-like protein subfamily T member 1
Molecular function (GO): manganese ion binding
Source: RefSeq, a predicted model, not a curated record
CACAACAUCAUGGUCAUCCUCCACUCUCGCCAAAUCUCCCACAAACCACGAAGAUGGAAUCCGUAGCAAGACCUUUCCUCUUCCUUUGUUUCGCCCUCUUCCUCCUCUCCCCAUGCCGCUCCGACCCCGAUCCCCUCCAGGACUUCUGCGUUGCCAACCUUCAAACCAGCGACGUAACGGUCGAUGGAUUCCCAUGCAAACAAACCUCCAGCGUCGUCUCCGACGACUUCUUCUCCAGAGCGCUUUCGAAAGGACGCAGCACAGACAACAUUCUCAGCUUCAACGUGACCUCUGCAAAUGUCCUCAGCUUCCCAGGCCUCAACACACUUGGGCUCUCUAUGAACCGAGUCGACUUCGCCCCGGGAGGUCUCAACCCCCCUCACUCCCACCCCCGUGCCACCGAGCUUGGGCUCGUUCUUCAGGGUCAGCUGCUGGUGGGAUUCAUCAGCACGAGCAACGUAUUCUACUCUAAAAUUGUGAAUGAAGGUGAGAAUUUCGUGAUUCCCAGGGGACUCGUUCACUUCCAGUACAACGUGGGGAAGGAGAAGGCGCUGGCGAUCACGACAUUCAAUAGCCAGCUGCCUGGGGUUGUCGUUGCUUCGCUCACUCUCUUUGGAUCGAAGCCUGCAAUACCGAGCGAGGUGCUGGCCAAGGCUUUCCAGGUUGAUCAGCAGGUUGUUAAUCAGAUAACGUCCAAAUUUGGAAACUAGGCUGCUUCCUCGGUUCCCCUCCAAUAAAUUAUAUUUAGUACUGCUUAACGUAAUCUUCUGAUUGUGUCUUUAUGUUAUUCCUUUCGUUGUUGUUUAUUGCUGAUUGCUCUUCUUCGUUGGAGGAUAAAGUACUCAUCGAUUGCUUUGUUGCCUCAUGGCAUUCCACCAAUUCUCCUAUUUGUUACCAAAUAUUGUUAAUUUAAAUAUAUGGAUUUGUUAUCUUCA